AAGUUAAAAACUUAAGGAAUCAAUGUACAUUUCGAAUGAUCUCAAGGAGGGUAGCAAUUACUCAGACUGCUGUUUUGUGUGCACUGAACGAACACGUUGGUACUAGAAUCUACUCAAUAUGAAUUGACUCUUCAAGAAGUCUGCACGCAACCAUGAGGACUUUUUCACAAAUUUAGAAAUUGGUACUGGUAUGAACAGAAUAUUCAAAAAAUUUAAAAAAAUCGAAAGACAGACAAAAGAAAAAUAUAUUGACAGACGAAUUUUUUACUUCGCCUAGUUUAGAUGUAAAUUUUAUAAUAAAAAUUUUGUAAAUUUUAAUAAAACAAAAAGCCAAAAUUCUUGUACUAAUUUAAUGAACUACUAAUUAUUACAAACUUAAAAUACUAAAAAUAUAUAAAAACCCUCCUCCCCGUUGUGCUGUAGGAGAAUUAUAAUCUUUCAAAAUGUGUUCUCCGUGUGGCCCUAUGGUUUGCUACAAAUAUGAAGACUGUGGUCCUCCGAAAGGCAAACCUUUGAAUGAUGGUCCUGGCCAGCAAAUGGUGGAGGGCGGCGGGCAAAAAAAAAGUGAAACGGAAAAUCAGUUGAAGCGAACCAAAAGUCGUGAGUUGCGUGGUGGCAUCAUGUACUACAGUUGUCAUUGUAUCAAGCGUAAUGGGCUCCAACACGACUGUCGCCGCACUGGAUGUGGCGGCGAGCCCGCGUGUCUUGUCUUGCCCGACCCAUUGUGUGCGCCUAGCCAGUUGGCUCGUGCUCGUGGCCUCGCCGACCCUGGUGUCCUCGCAGCCCACACUAACCCUCAAGGCAGUAGUGGCGGCUCAGGUGGACCGACAACUUCCAGUUCCCGUGGAAAACGUUUUAUUGUCUGCGAAUUAAAGGGUAUCAUUCCCGAUGCAGGUGUGGAUAGAAACGACGGGAAAUGCUGUUGCUCUGCGCCAAGAGACGGAGGCGGCAUGGCGAGUGGGGGCGCGGCAGCAGCUGGCUUGCCUAUGUUGGUGAUGAAGCUCUGCUGAACGAGUGUUGUCUUAUCCUGACUGAUUUCCUGAAAGCUUAAGAAAAAGUGCAAAAUAAUCCGAAGGCAUUAAUUAAAUGUUUAAUUGUA
Spodoptera frugiperda (fall armyworm) is the source of this 1099-nucleotide messenger RNA. RefSeq lists its product as uncharacterized. The coding region runs from base 444 to 1010 and encodes 188 amino acids. The record is from RefSeq and is a predicted model, not a curated record. Lineage: Eukaryota; Metazoa; Arthropoda; Insecta; Lepidoptera; Noctuidae. The transcript has 4 exons.